This is a messenger RNA of Procambarus clarkii (red swamp crayfish), 7271 nucleotides long. RefSeq names its product vesicle trafficking 1 (gene Vta1). The record is from RefSeq and is a predicted model, not a curated record. Gene Ontology annotation, cellular component: multivesicular body. Gene Ontology annotation, biological process: late endosome to vacuole transport via multivesicular body sorting pathway. Lineage: Eukaryota; Metazoa; Arthropoda; Malacostraca; Decapoda; Cambaridae.
GUGGUGUGGUAAGCCUGGCGGGCGAGGCGGGGGAAGGUGACCACAACAACAAACAUGUCUGCUGACCUCAAGCUGCCUCCGUGUCCGCCCUCCCUCAAGGCUCUCCAGCACUACAUCAAGCUCGCCAGCGACUAUGACAAGCGGGAGCCCGUCGUGGCCUACUGGGCACGACUCUAUACACUACAGUCGGCUCUCAAACUGGAUCGAAAAUCACCUGAAGCUCGAGCCCUCUUGUCAGGACUGAUGGAUUAUCUAGAGACUUUUAAGAAGGAAAAUGCUGCUAAUGAAUCUGUAACAAAUGAUAUUGCUGGUCAAGCAUUGGUGGAGAAUGUAGCACAUAAACUCUUCAUGUGGGCUGAUGGAGAGGACCGUGCUGCUAGGUUUAAUAAGAAUGUUGUAAAAGUCUUCUAUACAGCUGGUCUCAUGUUUGAUGUUUGUGAAGUAUUUGGUGAACUGACCGAAGAAGUUGCAUCCCAGAGGAAAUAUGCAAAGUGGAAAGCCACAUACAUUCAUAACUGUUUGAAGAACGGGGAGACACCCAUUCCAGGACCCAUGGGUGGAGAUGAUGAAGGUUUAGGUGAGGACGUAGGUGGUGGUGAGGGGGACCAGGAGGGUGCUGUGGGUGGGGCAUCAGGUGGAGCAAUGGGAUGGUCUCACCUUGCACAGCCAAAUCAUGGUAUACCAUCUGUACCCGCAGCCACAGAUUUUGGUGGAUUACCAAGUGUGUCAUCAUCUUCACCCACACCGUCUGGAGGGGCAGGGUCUCGAGCAUUCAGAGAUCCCUAUUUGCAACCACAGGUCCCUCCCUCUGUAUCAGCACAGCCUCCAGCAACUAACACAUACCAGGCACCAUUACCAGAGGCUGCAGGUGGUGCGGUGACCUUGAGUCCUGACAUGAUCGUGAAAGCACAGAAGUAUUGCAAGUGGGCUGUAUCAGCACUUGAUUAUGAAGACUCUAAAACUGCCAUUAACAAUCUACAGAAAGCACUAACUCUUCUUAAAACUGGGUGUGACAGUUGAGCAAUUGCUAAUAAAAAUAAAGUUCACUUCAGGCUUGUUUUUAAUAUUUAGCAAACAUUUGGUGAUAUUUUCAGUUAAGCAGAGAAAUACUAUACGUUAUGUAGCAGUGCAAGUUAUGAUUAUUGUUCAACUUCUGAAUGAAAAGUUAGUGUAAAAUGUUUGAACAUGGUUAAGCAUGCAAGUUUUUGCAUAUCCUCUCCCUGUUUGUGUGUUUGCAGGGUGGUAGGGGUGUGUGUGGGUGUGGGUGUAGAGUGAGUGCAUAACACAUGUACAGAGUGAGAGAGUAUUUUGUUAUACAAGUUGAUGAGAGAUUUAGGCUGUGGACACUAAUUGUAUUAAGUAUUCAAUAAAGACUGCCCCCAAAAAAAGUUUGUGAAAGGGCUUGUCAUUAAGAACUACUAUUAAAGAGCUAUAAUAAGUAUCAACUUAUUUGAUCACUGUGUGUAUGGUAUUAGUUUGAUAGAGUGGGUGUAUGAUGAUAGAGGGAGAGAGAGAGACACACACAUGUGUGCUCGUGACAGGUAGAUAAGUAGUGCAUACUUUUUUUAUGUAUGUGGUAGGAAAACUUCCAUAGGGUAAUGAAGUCUCUCUUUAAUUGAAUGGCAUGUUUAUAUUGAUCAUGCCUAAUAGCCAGAACUGCACUACUUGACCUAGUAUGCAAGGCCUGAUUUGUCUAACAGGCAAAAUGAUUUUCAUUAUUUUCAAAUAAUUCUUUCCAGAUUGGUUCUUUAAUAACAAUAAUAAUCUAUUAUAUUAGGAACAUGACUUAGUUAUUUUUGGUUAGUUGGGUUUGAUCACAUUUGUUCCGGAGGAAUAAAAAAAAAUUAAAAUCAUACAUAACGUAAUGGAAAGCUUUAUCAUUCCAUAAGAAAAAUGAUCUAAAAAUACAGUACUGUAUAAUAUUUAAGGAAAAUUUGGCUUCUUAGACAACUUGGCCUAUUAGGUAUGACAUAUAUAUAAUCAAUCAUUUAGGAGAGAAAUAGGAUAAGAGUCUUCAUGCAGGCUAUUGUUCAUGAAUGCUUGUACUAAUGAAAGUUUGUCAUAUCUGAAUAAUUAGCAUGUACAAGUAUUUGUUGGAACAUUUAUGAGGGUGAUAAAAUUGUUAUACUGGGUAGUUUUUGCACUGAGGGAAUGUAUUCUUUACUUUUACGUACUUUACUUAAAUUUGGUUUUUAUUCUGUGGCAACUGCACCCGCUGCCUGUCCAUUACCCGAAAGUGAAGUUGCAGGCUUGAGAGCUAAUCCUUUCUGCAAGUACUGAUUGGUGAGAAUGCAUAAAAAAAGUGAACACAGAUGUCUUCAUAAACAUAUAUAUGUGCACAUGCACAUUUACUUAGCCAACAACUAGGUGAGUAUAUAUAUGCAUAUAUACAUGCAUCUGUGUGAACAUGCAUUUGAUACAUGUGUUAAUAUGUGUGCGCGCAUGAAUGCAGAUAUAAUUACACAAGAAUAAUUCUGUAAUUACAUGUAUUCAUAUUGACAUGUAUGUAUAAGCUCACACGUGCCACUUAUAAUAUUUUCUAACAUUCGUGUCUUUUGUAAGAUGUAUUUUCUUGAGCUUCUUUUUUUUGUUUCCUCUAUGUCUCACAUAAUUACUUGUUUAGUUAAAAAGAUCAAUAUUUAAUUUUAAUUAAUAAUGUUAGGAGUAUCAAUCAAAAUUUAACUUACCUGUAUUCAUUUGGCAAAGACCAAGAAUUUAGUCUUGAAAUAUGGCUCCUUUCUCAGUAUCAUCUGUAUUUGGUGGUUGUGGAAAGCUUUACAAGUCUCUCGUAGACUACUUGGUUUAGCCUUUUAACAUCUUAUAAUUAGUAUUGCGUGUGCCUCACAUCUCGGUGACCAGUAUUCUCUCAAGUCAUAUGUUCCUCGGUGAUUGUUUCCUCAUGUAAAUGAUGCUCACUUUUGUCUUGAGUUUUUGGAGUUAUUCAUCUUUAGUAGUGUUUCCUUCAGUGAAUGACUGGACUAUGCAUGUAUUUCCUUUUAUUCAUUCAUUAACUUAGGGUUUCCAUUACCCCUAUGGUAGUCAAUGUGUACUGUUAGUCAAGAGCUGUACAAUUUCAUUUUAAGAAAGGCCUUAAUGCUUUUUAUAUUGUGCCUUGCUCAAAUCGGUUACUGAAACAAAUUAAACUAAAUACCCUUAGUCAGAUAAAGUAACAUUACUUAAAUCUCUAUAAAAAUUUGUUGUAUUUAAUAAUAAGAAAGUCCAUCUUAAAAUUGGCAUUUUGAAUUCCAUGGGGGAAUAUUGCAAUAAGAUAGGUAACAUUUGGCAGAUGGUUCAAGUACUCCCUCAAAAGUCUUGUAUAUAGUUGCACAGGCGCUCCUGUCGCACAUCACAACGUUUAACAACUGCCUCGCUGUGUUAAUUCCUGAUGAAAUCAAAUUGUUUUUCUUUUGUGCAUCCCUAUGCACACUGAAAAAGAUGGAUGGAGGGAUAAAACCCAUUGCCAUUGGCAAUACCCUUCGCCAUGUAAUUGCAAAAGGUGCUGUCAAAGGAAUCCGAAUGGAAGCAGCCACCAUGCUGCAACCACACCAGCUGGGGUUUGGGAUCCCCUAAGGCAUUGAAGCAGCAGCCCAUGCUUCACGUGCCUGCAUUAGUUCUCUUACCAAAGACCAGGCAGUGGUAAAAUUAGGUUUCAGAAGUAGUCCUCACUGCAGUCCAGGAACAUUGCCCAAGCAUUCUUCCCUUUUGUGUCAGCAGGUUACAGCAAAGACUCGAUGCUCCUGUUAGGGAACAUGACUUCCUCCCCCCCCCUUGCACCCUUCCUCUUUUGCAUUGCAGUUCGAGAAAUCACAAGUAGUCUGUCCAGUGAGCUCAACAUCUGGUUCCUGGAUUAUGGCAGGCACACAAGACACCCUGCUGGAAGACCUGCAGCUGGUGAAGUCAUAGGAAAACCCUGGGUCUUGUCCUUAAUCUCUCCAAGUACAAAAUUAUUUAAUCCAGCAAGGUAGUCAUUAACACUUUCGCAUGCCCGGUGGGCGAUCCGCCGCAUACUGCAAGGUAGGCAGAGCGUUGGCCGUGAGUGCACAAACUACACUCGAAUGUUUAUAAUCUUUUCAGCUUUCUCACCUCAGUUUUCGGACUACAUCAUUCAUGUUGGUAACAAAUUCUUUGCAAUAUCAUGGCGUGCAUUUUAAAACCAGUCCUAUAAUAUUCGGACAAUAAUUUUUACAAAUUUAUUAAUCUGCACAGUAGGCAGAGCGUUGGCCGUGAGCGCACAAACCACUCCCAAAUGUUUACUCUUCUUGGCUUUCUCACUUCCAUUUUUGUACUACAGUACAUCAUUCAUUGUGGUAUCAAAUUCUUCGCAAUAUCAUGGUGCUCAUUUUUAAACCAGUCCCAAAAUAUGCGGACAAUAAAUGGAAUUUUUACAAAUUUAUUAAUUGAUGACGGCAUUACCGUCAUCAGAGCCUCUGCGUAUUUUGGUUUUAUGACAUUGAGACCAUCAUCAGAACGCAAAAGUAUUAAAACCUGUAUGUUGAAACUGGCAUCCUGUCUACAGGAUCACUACCUUGAGAGGUCCCUACAACACCCUCACUUCUCACCACCCACCUCUUUCUGUACGGUUGUCUCACUUCCAAGGUUAUCUUUCGGUUCAUAUUGCCAAUAUUCCUCCUUGUGUCAUUCCAUCCUUGCCAUGGAGGGUCCUCCUUAAGUUUUGUAAACCCUGACCCAUGUGACUAAAGCUUUUACCCCUCCUACAGUUCCGAAGCGCCUUUUCCUUGAACACUUUUCUUUGCAUUCCUACUCCAUUACCGUUUUCACUAAUGGGUCAAAGUCUGCAGAGGGUGUAGGCUAUUCUGUUGUUUUCCUGACCACACCAAUGUGUUGCCUGCCUCCAGAAACUACCAUCUUCCCGCAGAACUUUAUGAUAAUUUUGUGUGCUCUUCGUCAACUGCUUUAUCGCUGUCAAUCUUCCUUUGUUGUUGUCAUUGAUUCUUGCAGCGCCCUCAGGAUUCUGGAGUCCUUUAAUCCAAUCCAUUCUGUGGUUGUUGAAAUUCAACAUAAGCUGUUUCUUAUCUCUAGUAGAUUUAAGACAGUGAAGUUUUGCCGAGGUCCCAGCCAUAUUGGUGUAUCCUUAAAUGAGUGUGCAGAUGCUGCCACUAAGGAGGCUAUCCGCAUUUGUCCCAUCUCUUGUAAUGGUGUUCCUUAUUCCAACUUCUACCCAGCUAUUCAUUCCUCAAUCCUUGCCCGUUGGUCUUUUGUUGCUGGUAAAAAACUGCUUAAUCUUAUGGGUAGUGUGUCCCUGUGGCCUUCCUCCUACCAUGGUAACCAGUGGUGGUAAGUGGCUCUGGUGAGGUUACAUAUUGGCCAUACAUGUUUAACUCACGGGCACUUAAUGGAGCACUGCCCUGCUCCAUUAAGUGAAUUGUCCUGUAAAGCAUGUACUGUCGUGACAUUAGUGUCCUCACUGGUUAUGAUUCUGAUUGCAUCAGUGGUAUUGCCCUCUUCUAUUUUCCUGGUGAUCUGUGCUCUCAUUUUGUGGUUCUCAGGUGGGCUAUUGUUGGUCGUCCUGCGGCCUGUGUUCUUGUCACAAGGGGGGGAGGUGGACAAGGUUAUCUUCUCUGGGAAAUUCAUUAAGAACCCUAAUUACUGAGGUUGCUAAUGACUUGCAGUAAUGCUAGGCAUGUUGCGGCAGUAAUGCAAGGCAUGCAUUCUCAAACAGUAGGAGAUUGUGCCAUGCUCCAAUAGUUCUAGGAGCAUUGUUGACCUUUGUCAGCAGACUGGUGAGUUUGGUUGCUGCUUGAUGACGGGCAGCCUUGGGGAUGUGGGGCAAGGUCCUCGUGGAUGCUGCUUUGACUGUUUCAAGUAAAUUAUCUGCUGAACUAUCACAUAAGGUGAUAUUACAUUCUGCCAUUAAUUGCUGAUAACAUGUACUGAGUCUAGGGCUUUUUUGAAGGACAGAAAACCUAGUUGACACUUUUUUUAAGGCAUGUGGACAAAAGUAGCUUAUUGCUUUCUAUGGAGUAUUUUCAGCUGUUACCCAGUAUCAUUUAUUGCAGCCAAAGUGUUAAAAUUAAAAUAUCAAGUGUCACUUGACAUAGUUUCUUAUAAAUUUAUAAGAAAUUUGUACAUGACAAAUACAGAUUAAAGUUCCGAUUUGAAGAGUGGAACACAGUAUAAACUAUGUUUCUAUAGUUUGAGCAAAUGUACUUUGAGAGGAAUAAAUUGUUAAUUGGAGAGACAAACUUAGGCUCCAUUACCUAAAUAGUAGCUACUAGACUGGUAACUUAUAAAAGCAUUACUCUACAUACAUCCAUUAUGCAUGGUCUCACAUAUAAUGUGUUACUCCAGAACAUAGGUGUAAAAAACCCACCACAUACCCUAUACUGUGUAAACUGUGAUGUUUCAGCGGCUGUCCAUUUAGACUAGUAUUUGUCACUGACUGUAAACUAAACAAUUUACCUAAAGAUAAUGAUUAACCAAUUAAAAAUAAUAGGAAAUAACAAAUAAAAUAGUAUUUAUUGCAAGGACAAUUUUGUGUACAUGUUAGAUGGAGUGAAUUAUCAAGUUGGGAUCACAAAGUGUGGCACUUGCCAACUUAAUUGCAAUAAAAUGAUAGUCAUUCAGAGACGGUAUAAUAAUUUCCUACCAAUAAUGAAAAUAUAUAUAGAUAUUAAAAGAUUAACUAUACUGUAUAUGUAUUGACAUUGACUAUUUUAGAAGUCAAUGCCUUUACCUUACCAUUUUCCUUCACAUUCUCAAUACUUAGUCAAGGACCUAUUUGUUUAUAAUUUGUACAACAUUAAUAAUAAUUUAUUUUAGAAUGCCUAUUACCCACUUGCUUAAAAAUCUUGGGGUCUCCCUUCAUAACGUGUAUAUAGUAAAGUGAAUUUAGUAUAUAGUAUAAGAAAUGUGUAUAACAGUAUUGUGUUCAGUUUAUGUAAAAAUUCAAAACUUUAGUGUUUUAGAUAAUUGUCAAACUGCAAUUGUGUGUUUAGGCAAAUGGGUUUAAUUAAAUAUAACCACUUAGCAUAAUUGCUUUAGUUUAAUCCGUGAUCCAGAAUGUUUCUACCAUGAAAGUCAUGAAUUAUGACAAACUACAAUUAUUUCUGAAAAAAACAUUACUAAACUGUUACAUGUCAGCUUUUUCUGUUCUUGAUGAUUUUCAUUAUUUGAGUAUUAAACAUUUUAUUUUACCUGCUCUUGUUGCAGUGUAAUUUUAGAUUUAGUAUAUGCAGUAAUUAUAUUUUGUAUAUUAUAGUGCACCAAUGUAAAACAAAUGUUAUAUAUGAAUAAAUCAUAUUGUUAGACAA